UGGGGUAGUUAUACAUUUACUGGAAGGAAGGAUAAUUCUCAUAAAGAUGGCAGUAAAAAUAAUUGUCUGCUUGCUACUCUGUGCUGUGGCUGCAUCUGCUAGCUAUGUUCCUUACUGCAUUUCCCCCCAGGAAAAGUCCACAAAGCAGUAUGCUAUCGGAAGCAGAAUCACCUAUUCGUGUCCAAAAGGCUCUGUACUAAUUGGAGAGAGAAUAGCAACCUGCUUACUGGACAAAACAUCUCAUCAAGGAUAUUGGUCCUCGCCAAUUCCAACUUGCAAAAUAACUCUUUGUCCUAGACUACCAACCAUCAGAUAUGGGACUGUGAGUAUCAGUGGACGAAGAAUUGGGUCAGCCGCCAGUUAUGAGUGCAAUAAUGGGUUCCUGCUGGUAGGAGAAUCUACACGACAUUGUCUUUCCUCUGGAGACUGGUCAGGAGAAGCACCUUUUUGCAAGCGUAGAGUUGUCCUUUGCCCCAAACUGUCAUCUCCAUCAUACGGAAGUGUUAGUGUUACUGGACUAGCGGUUGGAUCCUCAGCCAGUUAUGACUGUAAUGAUGGAUUUUUACUCGUUGGAACAACAACUAGAUACUGUCUGCCAACAGGAGACUGGUCUGGAGAGGCACCUACCUGCAGACCUAAUCGUUGUCCGACUUUACUGUCUCCAAAGUACGGCAGUGUAAGCAUUACUGGUUUACAAGUUGGAUCGACUGCAACAUAUGUGUGUAAUUAUGGUUUCUUGCUGGUUGGAGUUUCUACAAGACACUGUCUUUCUUCGGGAGAUUGGUCUGGAGAAGCACCUUCUUGCAAGCGUGAAAUUAUCUUCUGCCCAAAACUCUCUGCUCCAUCAUAUGGAAGGGUCAGUGUCACUGGACUAGAAGUUGGAUCAAGUGCUACAUACGAGUGUAAUGAUGGCUUUUUGCUGGUCGGAACAAUCACAAGAUACUGCCUCCCUACUGGAGAAUGGUCAGGAGAAGCAUCUACUUGUAGAACUGUUCGGUGUCCAAAACUGUCUGCUCCAAGCUACGGAAGUGUAACUGUGAGUGGACUGGAGGUUGGAUCUACUGCAACAUACGAGUGUGAUGAUGGCUUCUUGCUCAUUGGAUCGUCAUCUAGAUACUGCCAACAGUAUGGGGACUGGUCUGGAGAAGCACCUAUUUGCAAUCCUGUUCGUUGUCCGAAACUGUCUGCUCCAUCGUAUGGAAGUGUGAGUGUCAGCGGUCUACAAGUUGGAUCAACUGCAACAUACCAGUGUGAUGACGGCUUCUUGCUAGUUGGAUCGUCAUCUAGAUACUGCCAACAGUAUGGGGACUGGUCUGGAGAGGCACCUAUUUGCAAUCCUGUUCGUUGUCCGAAACUGUCUGCUCCAUCGUAUGGAAGUGUCAGUGUCAGUGGUCUACAAGUUGGAUCAACUGCAACAUACCAGUGCAAUGACGGCUUCUUGCUAGUUGGGGCAUCUACAAGAUAUUGUCAAUCUUCCGGAGACUGGUCCGGAAAAGCACCUACAUGCAACUCUGUGCUUUGCCCAAAACUGACCCCCCCUUUCUAUGGUCGUGUGAGCACCACGGGACAGCAACCAGGCUCAUCAGCAAACUACCAAUGUAAUGAUGGAUUUUUGCUGGUGGGGGAAUCAAGUAGACAGUGUCUUCAUUCAGGACAGUGGUCAGGAAGGGCACCCGCUUGUAAACCUAUCAAAUGUCCAUUACUGUCACCUAUUGUGAACGCGAAAAUCACUGGAACUGGCCUCGGAGUUGGAUCCACAGCCACACACGAGUGUUUUGAUGGAUUUGUUCUGGUUGGAGUGUCAGUGAGAAAAUGCUUAACCACCGGACAAUGGUCAGGAGAAGAACCAUUUUGUAAACCUGUUAGUUGUCCAGACCUUCAUAAUCCAAAUUAUGGUAGUGUUCGUCAGACUGGGACUACACUGGACCACGUGGCAUACUACAACUGUAAUAAGGGGUUCCAACUUGUGGGAGGGAGAGUGAGAAGAUGCUUAACCACUGGACAUUGGUCAGGGCAAGCUCCUGUCUGUAAAGAGCAAGGAUGUGGUCGACCGCCUAAGCCUGUCUAUGGUUACGUGUCAUUUGAGAGCACUAACUAUAGAGCAGUAGCUACCUACUAUUGCGAUGACGGCUAUGCCUUUAGCAAGAAAGGGGCGCAGCACCGUGUGUGUUUGGAGAACGGUCACUGGUCUGGAGAAACACCAGUGUGUCAACCACAGUAUUACUGAUUUCAGAACAUGGCUGGACUUAACUAUUAUCUUGUAGCUAACUAGAGAAAAAACAAUAGACCGCUGUGAUAUGUACGUAGCUAUAUGCAUGUACUAUAACUGUAUUUUGGAUUUUAUAAUCAUUACAAUUUCAACAUUAACAAUUAUAUG
Molecule: messenger RNA, 2377 nt
Organism: Halichondria panicea
Lineage: Eukaryota; Metazoa; Porifera; Demospongiae; Suberitida; Halichondriidae
Product: sushi, von Willebrand factor type A, EGF and pentraxin domain-containing protein 1-like
Exons: 12
Coding region: 47-2227 (726 amino acids)
Source: RefSeq, a predicted model, not a curated record